AAAAAUGUUUAGAGGUUACUUAGAGCAUCCUUAUGGCGUUAGUCAUGUCAAGCUCUCGGUCACCUAUUUUGAAUAGGGGAAAACCUGUUGUAAGGUAUUAGGGUGUCUAUUACGUUUUAAGAGCGGAACAGGCCGCUCAGCUAUAUUUUGAACAGAGCCUGACCCAUUUUCCAAGGUUAAUCACAGUUUAUACAGCUAUACUAAAACAAAUCAGAAAAUAUAUUCCCUCUAAUAUUAAAACACUAAAGACAAUGCAUUUUUACUACUUCACUUGGCUCCUGCUGGCUCAUGUCCAGUCCACCCCACUGGGUUGUUGCUGUUUGGGGACCCGCCCACCAGAGCAGACCCUGGUCCCCUCCAAUAGCUGAGCUAGCCGUCACCCGACCCUGACUCAUCUUACAAGUGGGGAGGCUGAAACUCGGGGCGAUUCAGAGCAAUGGCCAGCAUCACCCCACUGCUAGCAGGGCGACAUGAUGCUAGGACAGGACCCGGGAGACUCCUUCAGAGCAGCCAGGGGCAGGCGGGGGUCGGCCCCAAGGGGCAAGACCAGCUCCGCCCAUUUGGGCGCACCUUUUCGGCCUCAGUUUGCCCACCUUUGCCGUGGGCAGAGGGACCACGCUGGCUUCUUUCUGCGCGCCUGUGCCCACCUGUGGCUUUGGGGCGGAGGCGAUGAGCCCUGAGUUGCACCGGGGUGACCCACCCUGGGGCCUCGACCUGGGCAGGGAGCUGGGGGCGUGGCUGCAGGUUCCGGACAGACAACGGGGAUGGGGCGGACCCGGGGGCGGGGCGGACCCGGGGGCGGGGCGGACCCGGGGGCGCCCGGACGUGCCCUGCCCGUGGACCCGAAGGUCUUCUCAUGCCCUUGCUCUGGGUGGACAAAGGGCCGCUGCAGUGUGGAGACUCGCGCAGACCCGCGCGUCCACGAUGAGCCACUCCAAGACAGAGGAUUUCCACAACCAGCGUCCGCUCAAAUUCGUGCUGCGCAAAGACGAAAUAACCGGGGACGAAUAUGACGGCCAGCUGCGGGUGGAGAUGAGCUGUGGCCACGCUGUGGACCCGGGGAGCCUGACAGCCUGGUGCCGAAGCCUGAUGGACCAGGGCCACUUCAAGCUAUGCUGCCCAGCUGACAUCAAUGGGGAGAAAUGCGGGGCCCAGUGGCCCUACCCAGAGGUCCGCCAGUGCGCAGUGCUGAAUGACACUGAGCAGUACCAAUUUGAGCAGAAACUGGCCCUGCUGGCAGCAAGAAGCUACUGUGAUUUUAAAGAGUGUCCGAGCUGCAAAAGCCUGGUGGAGAGGAAGGAGUUGACCACCAUCCGCGUUCUCUGCACGGUCUGCACCUCCACGCUGAGGGCCACCUACGAGUUCUGCUGGCAGUGCCUGCGGGCCUGGAAGGGGGCUGGGACGCCCUCUGACCACUGUGCCAACGUGGGUUGCAAGGACCCCAACCUGGAGGUCCUGGCCUCCUGCACCACCAAGGACCUCCCCGGCAGUGAGAUCUGUGCCUGCCCUUCAAUCCGGGCCUGCCCCACGUGCGGGCUGCUCAUUGAGCACAAGGAGAAGUGCAAGUACGUGGUGUGCUCACGGUGCCAGGUGGAGUUCUGCUUCGCCUGCCUGGAGCUGGCUCGGGCCUGCCAGGCCACCAAAGCAGGCGCCUGGUUUAAGUGUUGUGCAAAGCCCCUGGCCCCGCGGCAAACCCACAUCCCUGUGUGGAGCCGACAAGGUGGUGGGCUGUGGGGUGACGAAGUCAACACCGGUCACAGGGAGCAAAGCCACACUCCAACAGUGUGACAAGUAAGAAGGACAAGUUUACCCCAGGAGAAUAACCCGAGUUAUAUGAUUACGUGAGUGGUGACAGAGGAUACAUAGACAGAUAUAUAAACAGACAGGCUGAUAAAUGGUAGAGAUAUAGAUGAUAAACUGAUAGAUGAUAGAAAUAGAUGAGAGAGAUAUAAAUGGAUGGAUGGAUGGAUAGAUGAUAGGCAGACAGACACCUACAUAGAUACAUAGAUAGAUACAUAGUUACAUAGAUAUAUAGAUAGCUAUAUAGAUACAUAGAUAUAUAGAUAGCUACAUAGAUACAUAGUUACAUAGAUAUAUAGAUAGCUACAUAGUUACAUAGACACAUAGUUACAUAGAUAUAUAGAGAGCUAUAUAGAUACAUAGAUAAACAGAUGAUAGAGACAAAUAUUUGGAUGGACGAAUAGACGGACAGAUGGAUGGGUAGAUGACAGAUGACAAAAAGAGAUAUAGAUAGAUGAUAGGUAAAUAGAUAUAGAUGAUAGAGAUAUAGAUAGAUAAGAGACAGAUACACAGACAGCUAGAUCACAGAUCAAUAGAUAGAAAUUACAUUCGGAUGCACAGAAAAGCACUAGGACUGAUCCCAGACCCACGUGCAGGUAAACAGACCUACUCACAUGAUCGCAGAGCUCCAUGUCGUUGCUGAGAUCCACCUGAGCUCACCUAGGUACCAUCACCUAUAGGAGGAGCAUCAGGUGAAAAGGGGUCCCAGUGCAGUGAAUCUUGGGUUCUGAAACUGGUCCUGGGCUCUUGCUCAUGAGGUUCUUCAGGUGGGACCCCAGAGCCCACAGGGAGGGCUGAGCAUGGAGAGAUGGCAGUGGUGGUGGGGGGGCAGGAGCAGAGCCCAGAGCUGGGAAGCACAUGGGCCCCCCAGGCUGCCAUGUCCUCACAGCGGCGUGAUCAGGUCCAGACUCUGGGGCUGGCACCAGGGCCUCCCAGCUGCUCGGCCCCGGACCUGCUUGUCCCACAGCCACAAGGUGUCAUGUCCUGCACCUGCCUCUCCGGGCCCCCACACCCCCCAGUCUCUCAUCAGAAUUAAUCCCGUGUCCUUGUGGCACUCCUGGGCAGAGUCAGAUGUACCCGUGUCAGAACCCUCUCGGUCCUGGCUCAGGGCCCUGAGGUGUGGAGGCUCCUGGGUGGUGGAGGGGAAGAGCUGGUGACCGAAUUGGACCCAAGCAGCUCCAGGGCAAAGCCAGGGUCUGUCUGCCAUGACUUCUCCCCAGGGGUGAAGGACACUUUGUGGGGAGCCCUGAUCUGCUCACCCGGGAGAACUCAGGCCAGUGCCCAGCGUCCAAACCCAUGGGGCACGCCCAGCUCCUCCCCUUCCUGCCUGUGGCUUCUGUGGACCCCAGCUGGACUUGGGUGAUGGACGGGAUGGGGGACACUCGGCCCAGGACAGGGCAUUGAACUCUGGGUGGCUACGAAGCACCCCUAAGGCCUGGCUGACCAAGAAAUGAGGACCCCCAGCCUCUGGAACAAAGGCUCUGGCCUGGACAGGAGACCCCUAGACAGCUCUGACAAGACCCUGGCUCUGCCCUCCUCAGGUGGCCAUAAUGGCACUCUCCCACCCUGCCCCAGCUCCUCCCUGGGGUCCUCCUUCUGGCCAGCCCAGCCCCCACAUCCUGAGAGCCCUUCUCAGAAACUCCAGAGAAACAGAACUGAAACCACAGGGCAGCUGCCCUGCAGGGUGGGACCUGAGUGGGGUGGAGCACCCUAUCGCCCACCCCACAUCCGCCCCUGCAGGCCCUGUUCAUCCUGUGCCCCACCCCAGUCGAUCACGUAGUCCUGAGUAGGGGUUCAGACAUCGUCCUGCCGUGUACCCCUCCCCCUACAGCCCACCCUUUGGGGACCAAAAAACAGCCUGUCCUUGGCUCUUCCUGUCAUCUCUGAGGAGCCCUUGGUGGGGGGAGAAGGGUCUGAGCCGGGCCCCUCCCUCAGCUGGGUAUCCCCGCCCCAAAUGGGCCUAACUGGGCAAGAGUCCUUCAGGGCGCUGUGUGGGCAUGUCUUUGUCACAAUAAAACCCGUCAACCCCAGCUGGCCUCCCUCCUUCCUGUUCCUGCCACCAGUGAGCCUCCUGCCAUUGUGCUGUGUAUGGAAUCAAGAUGGCCCAGAGGUUUGACAGCGACACCCGGAAGUCUGCUGCUGUGGGGGAGGGGAGGUGCCAAGCACAGGAGGCUUCCUGCCAAGGUGGAUUCCUGGGAGCAUAUCUGGGGUCUCAGCAGUGAGGAGGGGCUUCUCUGCAUCCACCUCCAGCUCCAUCUCCAGACCUGCUCCAGAGGGAGGUGGAGGCAGGCAGGGCUCUCAGGGGAGCAGCUCAUCGAAAGUGAAAGGACCCAGAAGGCAGCCUCAGCCCCACCCUGCCAGCUGCUCACCAGCCCAGCCCCAGCCUGAGACGAGCAGUGGCUGCUCCCUGCCCCAGAGCAGCCUCAGCUCUGGUCAGUUCGUCUGUCCCUGGGUCCGUCCCUCCGUCCCAGGAGAAGAUGCUCUUCCAGGUGGUGGUGCACGGGCUGAAAGGCAGGGACACGGUGGUGGACGUGGCCACUUCUGAGGAAGCAUUCAAGCAGACCACCGUGAAGCAGCUGAUGGUGUUGGUGUCAGAAAAGAUGCUGCACAAAGAGUCUGAGGAAUUCACUCUGUUAUUUGCAAGUGAACGCCUGGACCCAGCAAAGACGCUGCAGGACUACUCCAUCAGAAACAAGUCCUGUCUCCUCAUCAUCGUGCAGCUGCCCGGAGGGGCCGGAGAGCCGGGCAGCUCUGAGCCUCUCGCUCUCUGGUGUCUAGAUGGGGCUGGGCAAUAAAUGGUCAGAGUCA
Loxodonta africana (African savanna elephant) is the source of this 4608-nucleotide messenger RNA. Its product is annotated as E3 ubiquitin-protein ligase RNF144B-like. The record is from RefSeq and is a predicted model, not a curated record. NCBI's taxonomy places the organism in Eukaryota, Metazoa, Chordata, Mammalia, Proboscidea, Elephantidae. Gene Ontology annotation, molecular function: ubiquitin conjugating enzyme binding; ubiquitin protein ligase activity. The coding region runs from base 670 to 1788 and encodes 372 amino acids. Gene Ontology annotation, biological process: positive regulation of proteasomal ubiquitin-dependent protein catabolic process; protein polyubiquitination; ubiquitin-dependent protein catabolic process. The transcript is spliced from 7 exons. Gene Ontology annotation, cellular component: ubiquitin ligase complex; cytoplasm.